CUGGCCCUUUGGAGCCGGACUCCCCGUGCACGUUCGGCAGUUCCUGUCGGCGGAGAAGACGCCGUCGUGUUCCACCAUCGACCUGCGGCAGGACCGGCCCGCCUCGAAGUUGGUGGUGACGAAGGAGAAGGAGAAGAAGGUCGGGCUCUACACCAUCUACGUCAACCCCGCCAACACCUCCCACUUCGCCGUCGGCGGCAGAGACCAGUUCGUCAGGAUUUACGACCAGCGGAAAAUCGACGAGAACGAGAACAACGGGGUCCUGAAAAAGUUCUGCCCCCACCACCUGGUGAACAGCGAGUCCAAAGCCAACAUCACGUGCCUCGUGUACAGCCACGACGGCUCCGUGAAAGGGGUGAAUUUCUACGGCCCCAAGAGCGAGUUCGUGGUGAGCGGCAGCGACUGCGGCCACAUCUUCCUGUGGGAAAAGUCCUCCUGCCAGAUCGUGCAGUUCAUGGAAGGGGACAAGGGGGGCGUGGAAUGCUCCAGCAGCCCAGAAUUCCAGGGAAUUCCAGCCUAG
This is a messenger RNA of Manacus vitellinus (golden-collared manakin), 520 nucleotides long. RefSeq names its product DDB1 and CUL4 associated factor 8 (gene DCAF8). The transcript is spliced from 6 exons. The record is from RefSeq and is a predicted model, not a curated record. Gene Ontology annotation, molecular function: protein binding. Gene Ontology annotation, cellular component: cytoplasm; Cul4-RING E3 ubiquitin ligase complex. The annotation marks the transcript as partial. Lineage: Eukaryota; Metazoa; Chordata; Aves; Passeriformes; Pipridae.